ACAUCCUUUGACACCCUUUGAAAAUUUUAUAAUUCAUAGUUUUGCGCCCUUUUAAACACAUUAAAACCGCAUUUUAACAAUUUAAUUAAAUUUAUCAAUUUGACCACGAUUUAUUGAGAAACUUUUUAAAUAACUUAACUAAUCUACUUCAUUGAUUUAUUUUCUAAUUACCAAAAAAUUGACAAUGACAACUCCACAACAAUCAGUUCCAUUUAAUAUCCUCUCAUCACGCUUUGCAUCCAUUGCUGGAACAUCAUCUGGACCACCGAGUGAGGCACCAAGCAGUGAAAUUUCAUCUGUCGAUAGUUUUAGUGAUUUAAGAACUAUUGCAGCUGGAUUAGGAAUUACAGAUCCAGAAGAAAUUUACACAGAACGAUUCAAGAUUGAUCGUACGAAAUUGGAGGAGAUGAUAAAGCUUGAAGGAUAUUGUGAAACAAUGAACAAAGCAGAAUGGUUUUUUGCUAACCUUAUGAAGGAAUCAUUAGUCCAUGUAUCAUGGCCAUGUCGCCUUAAAAUUGGGGCAAAAACCAGAAAAGAUCCACAUGUGAGAAUAAUUGGCAAGAAGGAAGACGUUUUACGUGUUAAAGACAAAGUUAUGGCAGUUCUAGAUGCUAAAGGAAAUCGAGUAAUAAUGAAAAUGGAUGUAUCAUAUACAGACCAUAGCUACAUAAUUGGCCGAGGUGGAAACAAUAUAAAGCGUAUAAUGGAUGAAACACAAACUCACAUUCAUUUCCCCGAUUCUAAUCGAUCAAAUCCAACGGAAAAGUCCAAUCAAGUGUCGUUAUGUGGGUCAUUGGAAGGCGUUGAAAAGGCAAGGUCAUUAGUAAGGGAAUCUACACCACUAUUACUGUCUUUUGAAUUACCAAUUAUGUUUCCUGGCGCACCAACUUAUGACAAUAAUACACCUUUCAUAAAGGAGAUGGAGAAGCAGUAUGGAGUACAAGUUAUUUUUAGUGCUCGACCAAAGCUUCAUUCUUCGAUGGUGCUUGUUAAAGGCUGUGAAAAGGAACACAAGAAUGUCAUAGACGCGACCAGAAGAAUAAUUGAGUACAUGUUUGAGGAUCAAGCUCCACAUCGUCACGUGAUCAUGCACUUGGAGAUAACAACAUCACAUCAUCCAAUUGUGCUUGGGAAGAAUGCACAGAACUUGAGAGAGAUAAUGCAACGAACGAAUACGAUAAUUAUUUUCCAAGACUCGAAUGACGCAAAUGUCAAACCAAUAAAACGCUCACAAGUCACCAUCAGUGGACCAAUUAACGGAGUUUAUAUGGCACGACAACAAUUACUCGGCAAUAUUCCCGUGACAGUCAUUUUUGAUUAUCCUGAUAUUAACAUUGAAAGCGAAACAAUCAAGGAAUUAAUGGCUUCACAUGAUGUUUUUAUAAGCUCACGUCCGAAAGCACGACAAAGCACUAUGUGUAUUGUAAUUAAAGGAAUAGAAAAGUUUAUUACAAACAUUUAUGAUGCUCGUCAUGAAUUGCUCAAGUUGACAUCGGAUCGCAUUAUUGCUGAAAUACCGAAUACCUAUUACGGACCAAAUGAUAUGACUAAUUUCAAGGAUAGCUCAGUAGCACAAUUAGUUGCAUCGUCAAUGACUUAUUCGGCUAUGUCACCAAUCCAGAUUCCUCAACUUCCAUGGAGUAAUGUUAUAACACCUGAAAUGAAUUGGCGCUCACGUGUUGUUCAACAGCCAGCCUCGCCAUUAACAGCAACAAUGUUACAACAGCAUAAUCAAAUCACAUCGAGCAUGCAAAUUCCUUCAAUCAAUAUUGCUAAUGUUAGUGAUUUGCAUACGAGUGGAUAUUCAACGUUUAAUUCCGAAAACUCUAUUCUAAAGAAUGGAUCAUCUGUUAAUGGAAGUAGUCGUAACACGUCGCCUGAAAAUUCCAUAAAUUAUGGAUCUAAAUAUGGUCCUUCGAUGGGAAAUUAUAUGGAAUCGCCAAUGCAUCAGCAAAAUCUCAAUGAUUCGCUUACUUACUCGCUUGAUCCUCGCAUAAUUGCUGGAUUACGUGCGAUGAGCUUAACACCACAACAAGGUGAAGCUCGCACACCAACGGCAGCCUGGCAAGGCAUGGGAAUAUCAAGAACAUCGCCAUCACAACUCGAACACAAUUCAUGGUCAGAAGCUGCGCAACAAGAUGGAAUAGUUCCUGGAUUGUUUAACAUGACAACAUCACUGCUGGACUCAACGCCAAUGCGAAAUCGUUCACAACUAUCAAAUUACAGUGACAUCGCGACAUUGUUGACUGGUUUGGGCUUGGGACAUCACAUACAACAUUUUGUUAACGCUGAAAUCGAUAUGAGUGUAUUUCCAACAUUAAAUGAACAAGAUUUAAUUAAUCUUGGCAUAAAAGCAUUGGGCGCACGACGUAGAAUAAUGAUGGCAAUACAGAACAUGAAUCAAUUAGCCAAUAUGCAGCACGAUCAUACAAUGCAACAAAAUAAUAAUUCACAACAGUCAUCGUCAUCAUCAAAUUCCAUUCAGCAUACAUCACCACCAACACCGCUACGUGGUUUUCGCUUUAACGGCUCUGCAGCACCUGGAGAUGAAAGGCGAUCGUCUGGUGGAAAUUAGAAAAAGCUGAUAAGUAUCAAUUAAUACUAGUGCGCCCGACUGAAUGAUUAAUUGAUUAUGAUCUCAAUUAAUUUUCUUCAUCGGACCAAUUUUUGAGUUAAUUUACAUAUUAUUUACUACUGAAUUUUAUCCUUGAAAAUGAAGGAUAUACAAAUAAGUGAACGUUAUAUAACUUUAUAUAGAAUUAAACAACACAAUUAAAUUCAUGAAUUUACAACAUAAUGCUCACAAACACUUCCUGGAUCUCAUGUUUGCUAUUUAUGAUGCAUUUAAACUCGAUGAUCUCACAAAAAACGUUAACUUCCAUGUUAGUUUAAUUAAGGAAGAAAAUUAACAACUAGAACAGCAUCAAAGCUUCGUAAAAUUUGCUCUCGUAGAAAAUGUAAUUUAAAAAAAAAGCUUGAAAUUGAAAAUUUGUUAUAAGCUUUAGUGACAUUUUUCUCUGAUAUAAUUACCAUGUCAUCGUGCUCACUUAAUGGAGAAAUUGGAAAACUAUGCAGAAGUUGGUGUGUUGGAACUGCUAGUCGGUUUAUUGAAUACCAGAUUUGAGACUUUUAGACGAGUUGAAAUUUUUCUGCCGUCAAAUUAUUCGAAAUUUAAUCGACAGCUAAAAUUCAAACUUUGAUUCGCUGUUAAAAAUUUCAAUUAAAUUAUUGGAUUUUACAACAUUUUAACUAUUUAAACCUCAAAACAUCCUUAAAAACUCCAAAUAACCAACGUUAUUUCAGUUUCUGCAUCUAAUUUAUGAUUUUAAAUCUAACUCGUUCAAUGGUGAAGCAAAGUAAAAUUAAAAACGUGUUUGUGUGAAUAAUUUUUACAAUUUUAUCGUCAUUCCGUACCAGAAGAAUUCACAUCUCCAACAUCACCAGCAGAAUAGACUCAAAAAGUUUUCUAUUUUUUUCGCAUUGCACGAAAGGAAUUUUUAUAGAGAGGAACCAACAACCAACAACAACAACUACUACUACCAAAAAAAAAGAACGACUGAACUCUUUCAAGUGUUUUCUGUGUUUCAAACAAAAAAAAAACUUUUUCAUUUUCUGUUUUUGUGUAUUUUUUUGCUGCUCAUACUCAAACUUUAUAUAAAAUUUCAUUUCAUUCUUUUUGAGAACGUUUCUCCUGCAAACGAGUCCAUUUUUACAUGUCAUAGCGAAUGGCAAAAGCUUGUGCAGCACAGAAGAAACUUAUUUCUGCACGACUAGAACUUUUACAUUUGAGAUAGAGCUUUGUUGUGAGGACCUCACAGACGAUUCAGGAACGAAACGUUUCUCAAUGUAUUUUAAUUCCAUUAACUAUUCAAUUUAUGUCCCCACACUUUUUUUUUUCUCUCUUGCCUUAAAAAAGAGAAAGAAAAUUUCCUCCUUUAAACUUUUGAACUUAUUCUUGCCACAGUCAUGUCCCUUGACUUUUUCUUUUUCAUCUCAACGGCAUUUCUCUCUAUAAUUUUCCUGGCAAUAGCUGUAAUUAUAGCAUGUAAGUGAGCACACACAAGGAUUUAAUUUGUAAGAUUUCUUUUCUUUUGUACAAUUAUUAUUAUUAUUUGUAUCAAACAAUUAUACACAUUAAUUAUGAUUAUAUUAGAAACAAGAAGAAUCAACACUCAGCAUAUAGAUAUAUGGAUUAUAAUAAAUAUAUAAAAUAUUUUGUAUUUAAUUUUUAAGGAA
This is a messenger RNA of Chironomus riparius, 4236 nucleotides long. NCBI's taxonomy places the organism in Eukaryota, Metazoa, Arthropoda, Insecta, Diptera, Chironomidae. The record is from the annotation of a GenBank genome assembly.